AUGAGUAGUUCGGGUGUGAUAACCCAACUGGUGACUGAUGCAUUGUCGAUGAAUGCUGCUCAAGACUGGGAGGAUGUCAUACUCUUCACUCCUUAUUUUCCCGAUCAGGCUCUGAUGUAUGAAUAUGCGGAUUCCUUGGCGGUUCAAACAUUUCUUCGAAUGACUUCGCUUCCUUUUAAUGUUCGUCAACGGCCAAAUGUGGAAUUUAUGUCGCCGGAUGGUGUUCUACCACUUCUCAAAAUCAAUAAAACUCUUAUCACCGGCUUCAACACGAUUGUCGAUUUUGUGUAUAAAAAAGGUGUCACUCUGACUUCUCAUUUGAGCGAGACACAGGUGGCGGAUAUGAGAGCAAACAUUUCGAUGAUUGAUCAUUUGUUGAGAACAGUCGAGAUGUACGUUUUGUGGAAACACGAAGACACUUACCAGCAGGUGACAAAAAUCCGAUAUGGAAGUGUCUAUCAUUUCCCGUUGACGAUUAUUCUGCCGUUUUUGAAAAGAAGAGAAAUUCUCACACAUUUAGCCGAUAAGGAAUGGGAUACAAAAACCAUCGAUGAGGUUGGAGAACAAGCCGAGAAGGUAUUUCGCGCGUUGUCGGCUCAACUUGGAUCCCAGAAAUAUCUGAGCGGCGAUCUGCCAACCGAAGCCGAUGCUCUUCUGUUCGGCCAUUUGUACACUAUCAUCACUUGCCGUCUUCCGUUGACCAACAUUACCAACAUUCUCAAAGAAUAUCCGAACCUCAUUGAAUUCACUAGACGCAUUGAAGAGCAAUAUUUCAAGUCUUAA
Caenorhabditis bovis is the source of this 783-nucleotide messenger RNA. Lineage: Eukaryota; Metazoa; Nematoda; Chromadorea; Rhabditida; Rhabditidae. The record is from the annotation of a GenBank genome assembly.